GGAUAAACUUCGUGGAGAAGCUCAGUACGAACUAGAGUGAGGCAACAAGCAGAUCGGAUUAUUCUUUGGCAACCAUGGACAACGGAUUCAAAAGUACGAACCAUCGAGAUGGAUGUAACAUAUCAAAAGUUUCCGAGCCAGUGCCGGUGGCAUCUGAAAAUCUAGAGUACUCUCCUUCAGAGGAGUUUUACAAUACGACUCAUAAGUAUCGAGGAGUUGCGUUGGUGUUUAACCAUGAAAAUUUUUCGAAGGAAUCCUGGCGCGAAGGCACCAACAAAGAUCGGGAUGAUAUAGUACAAGUAUUGAAAGAUCUUAAAUUUAGUGUUUUUGUGCAUAAUGACCUCAAAAAAGCGGAAGUGUUGGAGACACUGGAGAAGUGGUCCAAGAAAGACCAUACAGAUUGUGACUGCCUCAUGAUAGUCAUUAUGACUCAUGGAGACAAGGAAUUGUGUGCUAGUGAUGUAUCUUACCCCGUGGAUUCGCUGUGGGCAAAUUUUGUUGGAAACAAGUGCCCCUCGUUGGUUGGAAAGCCUAAGAUUUUCUUCAUCCAAGCGUGUCGAGGAACAGCAGUGGACGAUGGAGUAAAGUACAAACGGACCCAUGGGCGUGUACGACUAAGUGACCAGAUGGAUGGAAGAAACUUUAAAGAGUUGAACUCGAGCCCGCCAAUGGCGGAUCUUUUGAUGAUGUACUCAACGUAUGAGGGUUUUUACUCAUUUCGAAAUAAAGAAAAGGGCUCGUGGUUCAUCCAGUCGCUUUGUAAAGAACUGAGUGAAGAAGCAAGCGAACGUGAUCUUUUGACACUACUGACCGAUGUUUCUCGAAGAAUAGCAUACGAGUACCAAUCAAGUCACAAAGAGGAAAAGUUUGACAACAAGAAGCAGAUGCCUUGCGUUGUUUCCAAGCUGACCAAGGUAUUCUACUUUACGGAGAAAACAGAAUGUAAACUUUUCGAAGAGUGAAACAAUUACUUACAUUACAAA
Molecule: messenger RNA, 983 nt
Organism: Culex pipiens pallens (northern house mosquito)
Lineage: Eukaryota; Metazoa; Arthropoda; Insecta; Diptera; Culicidae
Product: caspase-1-like
Exons: 2
Coding region: 75-962 (295 amino acids)
Biological process (GO): proteolysis
Molecular function (GO): cysteine-type endopeptidase activity
Source: RefSeq, a predicted model, not a curated record